AUCAGUUGUUUUUUAGUCGCUCUGAAGAAAAGACAUGGCGCUGAGUCCGUAUAAAUUAGACACGAAUAUAUUUAUAGAAACCAAUGUACAGUCGAUCGACUAUGAUGGGGUUAUACUCAUUCUCUAUCCAGAAGAAAAGAACGUACCUCUCUCAAGAGACAUCGGAAGUUAUGUCAAAGAAAUAACGAAACUAGACAGACACGUAUAUAAAGAAUGUACUCUUUGGAACUGUGAGCAUGUUAGUGGUAAAAGACUUAUAAUGGCACCGACCGGAAAGAUCACACCAUAUCAUGAUGUAAGAGUUGUGAAAGAAGCAGCAAAGAAAGGAGUUUUGAGGGCAUUGGGCGCUGGUAUCAAGAAACCUUUACUGAUCAUACCUUUCUGUGUAGACUACCCUGAUGGACAAUUAGUAUCUAUCCUUGGCGCUUUUGAAGCUUUAUAUCAACCUCUACAUGUAGUUGAACGCGGAGGAACGAAUAACUUCUACAAGAUCGGGUUCCAUGCUGAAGAGAAAAACACGGAAGCUUUUAAAAAGGUUGUGAACAAUGCUAUUGCUUUGGAAACGGCUAGGAUUGUCGCUAGAGACAUCGCUGGAGGGGAUCCUGAAAGAAUGUCACCAGUAAAAGUAGUAGAUUAUGUAAGGAAGUCUUUUGAUGGAUGCAGUAACGUAGUUUUAACUGCUUUUGAUGAUGAGAAAUAUAUUGCAGAAGAAUUUCCGCUUUUAGCGGCCGUCUCUAGAGCUUCCAGUCGCGUAGAAAGGCAUAAGCCUUGUGUGCUACAAAUUGUAUAUACUCCUUCAAAUGAAGCGAGGGUUACUGAAACUAUAAUGUUGGUUGGCAAAGGCGUUACAUAUGACACGGGCGGCGCUGAUGUUAAGAUAUCAGGAAAAAUGGCUGGAAUGUCUAGAGACAAGAGUGGGGCAGCAUCUGUCGCUGGAUUCCUAAAAGCCUGCUCCAUACUUAAACCAACACAUCUCAAGGUUAUCGGAGUACUCUGUCUCUGUAGGAACUCUAUAGGAGCAGACUCUUACGUAGCUGAUGAGUUACUAGUCUCCAGAAGUGGUAAAACUGUUAGAGUGACGAACACAGACGCUGAAGGACGAUUCGCGAUGGCUGACGCGCUUUUCAAGCUGGGAGAAGUCGCUAAUAAGCAUAUAAAUCCACAUAUUUAUACUAUAGCUACUUUGACUGGGCAUGCUAGAGCUUGCUACGGAGGGUAUGUAGCAGCAAUGGAUAAUUUCGCUGCUAGAGCUACAAAUCAUUCUAACCGUCUUCAGUUUAGCGGUACCAGGGUCGCUGAAGGCAUAGAAGUGUCUGUGAUUAGACCAGAAGAUCUGACAGUCAAUGAUGGUAAAUGCAAAGGUGAUGAUCUGAUUCAAGUGGAUAUGGAUACGAAGGCUCGUCACCAUCAGCUCGCGGCCGGGUUCCUGAUUAAAGUGGGGGGUCUGGAAGAUAGGAAUGUGAAGUAUACUCAUUUAGAUAUAGCUGGAGCUGCCGGGUCACCUCCUGAUGAGCCUACGGCGGUGCCUAUUCUGACUUUGUGUCAUUUGCACAAAGUUACUACUCUGUAAGGUUUUGAAAAUUGUGAAUUUCGACAGCUCUUUUGUUCAAAAGAUGGUUCUGGUGAUUUAUUGUAUUCAACUAAAGUAUAAGGAAGGCGGCUGCCGGGUCGUACAAAGCAAAAAAAACAUAUACUUGACUAAAUAU
Molecule: messenger RNA, 1706 nt
Organism: Leguminivora glycinivorella
Lineage: Eukaryota; Metazoa; Arthropoda; Insecta; Lepidoptera; Tortricidae
Gene: Dip-B
Product: putative aminopeptidase W07G4.4
Exons: 1
Coding region: 35-1570 (511 amino acids)
Biological process (GO): proteolysis
Cellular component (GO): cytoplasm
Molecular function (GO): manganese ion binding; metalloaminopeptidase activity
Source: RefSeq, a predicted model, not a curated record